Cyclocybe aegerita is the source of this 885-nucleotide messenger RNA. The record is from the annotation of a GenBank genome assembly. Lineage: Eukaryota; Fungi; Basidiomycota; Agaricomycetes; Agaricales; Hemipholiotaceae.
AUGCGCACCACCCUCGUUUCCCUGGCGUUCAUUUCUCUGUGCGUUGCUUCGCCUCUGGCGAGCAUCGAGAGGCGACAGAACGUGGACGACGCGACCGUCUUGAAUUUCGCCCUUACACUCGAGCACCUCGAAAACGCCUUCUACCACGACGCAUUAGCUAAGUACGACGCUAAAGCAUUCAAGAAGGCGGGAUUUCCGCGUCAUACCCGAGAUCGCUUCGCCGAGAUCGCCGCGCACGAGAAGACCCAUGUCAAGUUUUUAACGGCGGCGUUGGGCGAGAGCGCUACUAAGCCGUGUCAAUAUAGCUUCCCGCACACCGACCCGAAGAGCUUUGCAGCUCUCAGUCAGAUUCUUGAAGGUGUCGGGACUUCCGCAUACACUGGAGCCGCUCGUUUCAUCUCCAACAAGGAUUACUUGACCGCCGCAGCGAGCGUCCUCGCCACAGAGGCUCGCCACGCCAGCUGGGUUGCAUCCGCAGUCAAUAAGUUUGCUGGGUGGAGCGGCGCAUUCGACGUACCCCUCGGCUUAAACGAAGUCUACACCCUCGCUGCGCCGUUCAUUACCUCCUGCCCGUCCACCAAUCCACCCCUUCCAGUAAAAGCCUUCCCAUCCCUCGCAUUCACCAACAAGCCCGUCCCCGGGCAUACCACCACUGUCGAGCGAACCCCCGCUAACGCCCCUGCGACUUAUAUCUCUUUCUUCACCGGUCUCGACAAGAUCUUCGUUCCGAUUACAAAUGGGCAAGUUCUUGUGCCGGAGGGUCUGUCGGGCACGGUGUACGCGGUUGCGACGAGGAGUGGAGAGGAGACGACGGAUGAUACGAUUAUUGCUGGACCCACGAUUUUGUUGUUUGAGAGGGAUUCGAGGGGAAACUUGAUCGACUAG